Drosophila hydei is the source of this 8368-nucleotide messenger RNA. It is a transcript of the gene Nup358, whose product is annotated as E3 SUMO-protein ligase RanBP2. The coding region runs from base 255 to 8282 and encodes 2675 amino acids. Gene Ontology annotation, cellular component: nuclear pore; cytoplasm. Gene Ontology annotation, biological process: intracellular transport. The transcript has 6 exons. The record is from RefSeq and is a predicted model, not a curated record. Lineage: Eukaryota; Metazoa; Arthropoda; Insecta; Diptera; Drosophilidae. Gene Ontology annotation, molecular function: protein binding; GTPase activator activity.
GCGCUGUGUGCGCGCUAAAAAGUAGUUAUUUGCUGCUCAGUUCUCUUUAAAAAUAAAUGAAGUAUAUUUUGUUACAACAAGCAAGAAUAAUUCAUCAACUUUAAACAACGAACUUAUAAAAAUCUAAAAUCACUUUCUUAAAAUAUUACAUUUGGCUUCACUCGUUCGCUUAGUAUAUGACGAGCGAGAACGAGGCACAUUUUUGCACAUAAAAAGUAAAGAAUACAAGCUAUUAUACAUUUGGAAAGGAAAAAAUGUUUUCAACUCGGAAAGAGGUGGAUGAGCAUGUCCACAAAAUGUUUUCGAAGGUUCCACCUGGAUCAGAGCGCGACAUGAAGGGUUGGGCUGUUGGCCGCUUGUAUAGCAAAAUACAAGAAUACUCAAAGGCUAUUGAGCACUUGAAUGCGUUUUUAAAGGUCAACGAUGAUGCCGGCGCCCAUAAGCUUAUUGCUCGAUGCUAUAAACAGAUGAAGAAUCCGGAUUAUCAAAAGGCUUUAGAUCAUUAUCAGCGCUCCAUUCAGUUAAAUCCGAAGCAACCUGACGUUAUAAAAGAGUGUUGCAAAUUACUUAUUGAACAAAGUAACCUUUGCAAUCCAGACAGGGCCUCCUUUUGGUUGGAGUUGGCCAGCAACAUAGAAGAUCUGCACGAAAGCGAGUUGUUGCUUGCUCUACGCAUGCGCGCUACAGCCGGCACAGUAGAUUCGGCAGAGCAGAAUAAUUCGAUGGAGCUGGUUAUUAAAAAGGAGCUGCUGUCGCAUCCGAACAACGCCUUAUUGCAGUUGCGUCUGAUACAAACAUUCUUGGAAAAAAAACGCAUCGGUGAAGCCUUCAAUUAUGCUUACAAAACGGAAAUUGAAAUGCCUGCUCAGUCUCAGUCGACUGAGUGGUACGAUGCAAUUUGGAUGGUGCUUCUCAAAUGCGAGUCAAAAGAAACAUCCAAAGAUUGGCCAUUCUGGCAGUUAUUGCUUAUCACCAUCGAUCGGCUCCUUCAGCUGAACCUCCAGUCUGAUACCAAAAGCAGUUUGGGGGAAAGCAUUGCCCAGCUCUUUAAGUUUGAUCAGUAUGUACACAAAUUUAGUCUCCUUGGCGAUCAGCUAUCGGUUAACGGCGGACAUGAGCUGCACCAGUACUGCCUGGAACACUACUCUGGACAAUUUCUUCUACACGCAGUAACGGUCCUCUUUAAACGUGAAAUGCUAGGUAACAAAAACAAAUGGUUCAAUACGGUUCGUGCAGCUCUACCUUUGCUGUUACUCGGAUAUCAACAGAAUUCAAUUAAGGCAAAAUCGUCUUACUGGCAACGUCACUGUAACAGUGUGCAGCAGAAGCUACUAGAGGUUUGGCAGAAUCAAGCCGCUUUUCGUUGUGCCCAGUUAGGGCGAACGCUAUACGGCUGUGUGCAAACUGCAACUAAUGAUGUCGGUAAUCAAUUGCCAGGCCUUUGGCCGAGUAGCGCUGAACUAUUAGCGACAGUACGGCAACAAUGCGCUGACAGCCAAUGGCGUUCUCAGCUCUAUCAACAGUUAUAUACGCAUCCCGAAACCAAAUUGAAGGAAAAGACUUCCCAUUUGGUGCGUCAUCAGAACCUGCAGCAACCACUAUAUGAAUGGCCAUCAAUCGCCGAGAUUGAGGAGUACGAACAGAUGGCACUUCAGUUAGCUCCACCAACUCUCGAACACCAUGUUUACUUAGCGCUUAGUGCAGAGAAUUUGGCUGAGGCGCCGCGCGUGCGCUUCUACAAAGCGUUUCGACGAGAUUCUAAAAAGGUUUUGAGCAACUGCAGUGUGGACACUCUAAGCCAGCUGGAUGUUGACAUAUUUCUGUAUGCAGUUGUGUUACAAGCACAGCGUAAGCUGCAGGUCCAGCGGGAUAGUUACGAUAGCUCUCAUGUGGGCAACCGCAAUGCGGCCGACCGCCCGUUUAUGUUACCCUUCGCAAACAUAAUUGGACGGAACGAGUUGAUAACGACGGAGCAAAACACCUGGUGGAAUGUUAUGCAGCGAAUCCACGAUAAUAUAAAUAUUGGUGAAAACUAUCGCGUUGACUAUCGCGAUCAACUCCAAUUUGGUCUAGAGGUGAUACGUUGCCAGAAUGAACCACACAUUGAGAUAAUCAUGCUAUUGCAGCUUGGCAAGUUACUGGCCAGUCGUGACGAUGCUUCUUAUUUGGAACAGCGAAUAGAGGCAUUUUAUAAACUGGGCAUAAACAUGAUGAAACGUCAUCAAGAACAUAAGCUGGAACCAUUUUACAGGUACUUCAAGUAUUUAAAUUCUAGUGCAAGCAGCGUCUGGACGCAGAUCGAGAAGUUGGCCGAAGAAGCACUUUCAUAUCUAAGCAGACGGUCAGCUAAAGUGGGAAAUUUGCAAGAAUUUGUGAAAGAUAUACAUGGUCUAAAGCUGCCAAUGGCCACUUAUCUGCAAGCGGAGUCCUAUCGCCAGCUUGCAGACUCCAGUCACACCUCUCGUGUAGCGCGUCAAAAUUUUCAGGAUCGACGCAUUGAAUGCCUGAGAGAAACUAAAGCUUUGCUUGGUAAUAAUCAAGAUCAUCCUCUGAGCUCUGUGGUGCAGCGUGAACUAAAGGUUUCUUUAUCAGACGAACCCUAUAGUUCACCUGAACAUCAUAAUAAUUCAAGUACAUAUGAGGAUGCAGAGGAUGAUUUUUAUACUGGAGCUGCAAAUGCUCUGAAUCGCUCGCACAAUAGGUCGAGACGCCAAGCGGAGUUGCAGGGGAUCGCUACCUUACAGCUCGAGCACACAAUAAAAGAGCUCAGCAAGCAAUUGGAUAUGCUUAAGGUUGAUGUAGGUGGUGGAAUGGAGGCUAUGCGACAGGAAGUUAAAAUGUUAUCUGACAAAUUUGAAAGUCUUGAAGAGAUACUUAAAAAAUCUAAGAUAAAUAGUACUGAAACUCAAUCACGUGAUGUUGACGCUGCUGCAGCUGCGGCUGCACUCGGUCUUGAUGAGUUCUUAAAUAUGGAUGAUGCGAUCCAAACGAAUUACCUGAAUUCUGCGCCACCAACUCAUAACGCCCAAGAGCGAUUCUUUCCGUCAGCUGGAAACGCUGCUCAUUCGAAUGCAGCAUAUGGCAGUCCAAUGUUUAAUCAGAAUCAGAUGUACAACUACUUUGCUAGCCAAGCUCACUUUAUGAGAACGCCUCCGGCGGCAAAUAAUAUGCCACCUUCUUUCUAUGGACCACGUCCACCGGCGAAUUUUGCAGUGCCGCCUAAUAUCUACCAAAAUCCGCAAGGCGCGCCGUUUAUUGAGGGCCUGAAUUAUGGAAUGGCACCGCCGCCACCCAGCUUGGUAAUUCCGCAAGUUUCGCAGACGCAGUUCAGCCAACCUCCAAUGUCAUCGAAUGCAAACUUUUUCAACAGUGCACAGUUUGUGCCUGCGUCCGGCCAAGUUCAACAAAAUAUUGUGCAAGCGUCUCAACAAAUAGCGCCAUCGGUGCCAGCUCCUCUAACGCAACAAAAGCCUAUUUCAGCGAUAACAUCAAUUUCACAAUCUGCAGCUGCAGUGAUUCCUUCAAUAUCGACAUCUGUGGUAGCACCCCCAACUUCUGCGAAUCUGUCUGCUGCACCUGCGGGUCCCAUUACAACGACUGCCACGUCGGUUACUUCCGCCACUGUGAUAUCCGCAGCUCCAGUGUCAGUUCCAUCGGCUGUUUUUAAUCGCGCCCUCAAUAAUCAACCCGUGGAAAAAGAGCCACCAGCUAAUGUUGUUAUCACUAGCUCUGAUCCACUUCCCAAAACAGCAGUCGCUACUGCCCAGCCUACACUUAGCGUCACCAUACCGCCACAGCACAUUAAGCCCAGUUUAGUACAGACCACAGAACCGCCUGCUGUUGCCGGCACUGAUUUUACUUUUAAUCUUGGCAAUAACAACGUUUCUGGCAACAUAUUCAGCGGGCUUUCUCCAUCUACGUUUUCAUUUAAGACACAGGUUGCACAGGCGGCGGCCGAGAAACAGAGAGAAUUGGCUGCGGAUGCAGCCAACGACAGCGUCGGUAAUGAUCCAAACAGUAGUAUUGGAGCUGGUGAUGCAUCAGCUGAGCUGGAUUAUGAUCCGCGACCAGAUUUUCAAGGCAUCAUACCGUUACCAGACGAAAUAGAAGUGCGCACUGGUGAAGAGAAUGAAAUUGUUGAAUUCAGUCAUCGAGCUAAACUGUUUCGACAUAUUGACAAAGAGUGGAAGGAACGCGGUAUUGGUAUCAUCAAAAUUUUAAAGAAUCAAACGAAUGGCUGCACACGUAUUUUAAUGCGUCGUGAUCAGACCCAUAAGAUUUGCGCAAAUCACAAGAUUACUUCGGGUAUGACUCUUACCACACCAGAGCAGGACAAGGAGGAAAAGUCCUUCCUUUGGGCAGCCAACGAUUUUGCAGACGAAAAGUUAAAGCUGGAAAAGUUUCUUGUGCGCUUUAAGCUGGCUGAGACAGCCAAAGAAUUUAAGUUGGCAUUUGAAAAGGCGGAAAAAGACGCAGUAAAAUUGGAAAAAAUAACUGCCGCAACGAGUCUCGCCAAGAGUAGCGUCGCUAACAGCUUUGUGACUAGCACACCGGCAACAAAUGCGUUGGCCAAGCAAACAGAUUCAGCUAAGUUGGGUGGUACUCAACCCAAAACUGAUGCUGUAGUCCCCAAGACAUUGUUUGGUAAUUUACCCAGUACAACAAACACUACAACUACAACCUCGCCAUUUGCCAAUUUCAACUUUGGCAAUUUGGGUACUAAGCCACCAGCUGUUAAUUUGUCCUUUGGCAGUGUGUCAGCUGUAGGUGACACUAGUACUACAAGUACUAAUAAUAACACGGCUUUUACCACGGCCUUUAACUUUGGUGGCAACCUCUUCAGCAAACUGGAUAACACACAGAAAAAUCAGCAACAAACAACAACAACAACAACACAAUCGCAGCAAAUUAAUUUAAAUCGGUCGAACGCAUCGGACGCGGAUGGUGAAGAGGAAUAUGUGCCGACAGCACAAUUUGCGCCUGUGAUUCCAUUACCGGAGCUUGUCGAUGUUGUUACUGGCGAGGAGGAUGAAUUGGUACUAUUCGAGCACCGCGCUAAAUUAUUGCGCUUUGAGAAGGAAACCAACGAGUGGAAGGAGCGAGGAUUGGGUAAUAUUAAGAUAUUACAAUUGAAAACUGAUCCAACUAUUGUGCGCUUGCUCAUGCGCCGCGAACAAGUGUUCAAAUUGUGCUGUAAUCAGCGUCUUCUACCAGACACUAAAUUCCAAUAUGCAAAGAAUUCGCAGAAUGCGCUGACUUGGGCAGCACAGGAUUAUGCCGACCAAGAGCCAACUACAGAGUUGUUAUGUGUGAGAUUUAAGACCGCCGACGUGUGCAAAGAGUUUUAUGACACAAUACUUAAGGCACAGGCAGCUAUGUCACAAAAAGACUCCAAUCAAUUCAAACAGAUUGAGAAAAAUGUAAAUAAGGAUACGGAAAUCAAAGUUCAAGGCUUUGGGGAUGCUUUUAAGCCGAAAGCCGGAAGCUGGAACUGCCAAGGCUGUUAUACCGUUAACGAUGCGACGCAGCUUUAUUGUUUAGCCUGCGAAGGUCCCAAAGAUGACACUGUUCCAGCUAAGUCAUCAGCAUUGGGACAGAGUGGGGCUCUAAAUUUAAGUAGCAGUGCCGGCAAAUUCACUUUUGGUUUUGGCCAGAGCACUGUAACACCAAGCUUUAAUUUUGGUACAAAAGCGACGGUGGAGAAAGUGCAACCUCCAGCUGAACCUGUUACUACUACCGCAAAUGCAAAAUUCGCUACUAAUUCUAGUGAUGGUAUAACGAGUACUAAGCCAGAUGCACCCAAUGUUUGUGGCUUCGGCGAUGCAUUCAAGCCAAAGACGGGUAGCUGGAAUUGUAAUGAUUGUUAUACUCUAAACGAUGUAGCACAAUUGUACUGUGUGGCUUGUGAGGCACCGAAGGAUGACAGCGUGCCAAAGAAAGGCAACAAACUUGAAGGAGGAGGCUUCGAAAGUUUUCUAGCUCCUUCAACCGCCAAGUUUACUUUUGGUUUUGGAGCGCAACCUCCAGUGCCAACCACUAAAUCAUCAAUCAUAGAGUCAAGUGCAUUGCCCAGUAAAAAUACUGAGGGUAGCAUCUUUCAAUCAUCCAGUUUUAGUUUUAAGCCAACGACAGUUACAAACAGCAGUUCUUUGGCUUCUAACACAUUUAGUUUCUCAAUGCCAAAGACACAACAGCAGCCUAAGAGUCCCACAGGAAAUAUGGGAGGAGCCGAUGUAAGCAAUGAUGAUGAAAACAAUUUAGAAGACGAGGAGAAUAAUGCAUAUUUUGCACCCGUAAUUCCGUUACCGGAUAAGAUUGAUGUAAAGACCGGCGAGGAGGAUGAAUUUCUGCUCUAUGUUCAGCGUGCCAAGCUCUAUCGCCUGUCUCAGUAUGGUGAAUGGAAAGAACGUGGGCUGGGAAACGUAAAAAUCCUUCGUCAUAAGGAGACCAAUAAUCUGCGUGUUGUUAUGCGCAGAGAACAAGUCCACAAGAUUUGUCUGAACCAUGUGCUCAACUCAUCCGUGAUCUAUAAGCCCAAAGAUGAAAAAUCCUGGUUGUUUGCUGUGCACGACUUUAGUGAAGGCGAAUCUGUAUUGGAACGAUUUGCUUUGCGCUUCAAGAAUGCGGACAUCGCGCAGGUAUUUCAUAAUACAGUAAAAAGCGCGCUCAACGGUACCGCCCCGCCUAUUACCGAGGAUAAUAACCAGCAACUAGAGCAAUUGAGUGCCACUGAUAGUAAACCCAAUGAUGAUCAUCCUGUUGUUUCGGAUGAAAUUAAGAUGCUCGCAGAAAAACUGAUGCUCAGCUGCGAGUUUCUAACUGCAGAGUCAACUUGCAGCGGUUGUCGUGGUUGCGAGCCAGAAAAGUUUGAUUAUGGACAUCCGCCAAAGUUUGAAGGAGCGCCUAAUUCGCUUCCACUGACAUUACCCGCCUUAAAGUUACCUACACCCAAAAUACAGGAAGAAGCUCAGGUGCAAGAUGGAUCGUUAUCCAAUCGAGGCUUACUUAAGGCAAGCUCUCUAUUAACCAACAACACUUCAGAUAAAUCGGGUAGUUUUGGUGGUUUUAGCAAUGCUGUCUCCGCAAACUCUACAGCAGCCACAGAUGCAUCUUCUAAGGUAACUACGAAGAAGCCGGACGAUGUCGGAAGUGGUUUCGUUUUCGGAAACCCUGAAAAAGUAUUUGGACACAGUACAUCGCUGUUUGGCGGCAACACAGACAAGACGCAUCAGUCUAUUUUUGGAGGCUUUAGUGGUUUGGAUAGCAAGAUUAAUAAUCAGACAACUUCGAUAUUUAGCAAUACAGGAAUACCUCAGGCUGCCAAUCAAAACGAAAUGUCCAAAUUAAUUUUUAGUCCAUUCGGAGACAACAACUUAACAAAGCCGAACAGUAACAUCUCAUCCGGGGCUACUUUUGGCGGCAUCGCUGGAUCGAGUGUGGCCCCCUUAUUUGGCAAUCAAACGAAAGAUAAAACCAUCUCAUUUGCGGACAUGGUAAAUAACAAGGAUCAAAUCAAGGAUAACAAAGAGAAUAUUGCGGAAACUAUUGGAACGAAGACGGGCAUCGGCUCUAUUACAUCUGAUCAAAGCAAUAUCGAUUGUUUCUCUGGCUUGGCUGGGGGUGAUGAUUUUGCAAGUCUGGCAGCCAAGGGAUCCAGUAAUCCGAUUGGGUUUCAAAAGUCGGAGUCUGGCGGUUUUUUUGGAUUAACACACCAAGAUGCGUUUAAGAACUUCAAAGCGUCGUGCAAAACAUCUACACCAACAGCAACACACGACAACAGUGUCGAAAACGUUAAUGACGAUGACAACUACGAUCCGCAUUAUGAACCCAUCAUUGCCUUGCCCAAUGAAAUUGUGGUGAGCACGGGGGAGGAAAACGAGGUGAAGUUGUUCGGUGAGCGCUCAACGAUAUUUCGCUACAAUUCGGAAUCCAAAGAAUGGAAGGAGCGCGGAGUCGGCGAGUUGAAGAUUUUAAAGCAUAAGGACUUGAAUACUUAUCGCAUAAUAUUGCGUCGUGAGCAAAUUUAUAAACUGGUAGUCAACAUGAAGAUAGGUGAAACAUUCACCAUGGAGUACAUGAACGAUCAAAAGAAAAGCUUCAUUUGGGCGAACUUUAACUAUGCCGAAUCUUCCGAAGGGGUAGUGGAACGUCUUGCCUGUCGUUUUAAGAAGCAAGAAUGGGCCGAUAAAUUCUUUGAGACUAUAAAAAUGUGUGUAGCCGACGCGAAAGCGUCUCAUGCGAGAGAAGGGUCUCAGCAAAAGGAUGAAAUUGUCGAACCUUGAAUUAAUACUUAUGUGUCCUAAGCUUAAAACUAAUUCAUUGUUAUGUAAGAUUGAAAAGUAAUUAAUAAAAAUGAAAUGAAUUCAUA